AUGUGUGAUAAAUGGACACCCCCAAGCGAAGGAACCCCUUGCUGGGUUGAGAUCUUCGCCACCGACCUUGAUCGAGCAGCGGCAUGGAAACGUGCUGCCAGUGCCUGUUAUGAUAUGCUGAGAUUGCUGAUACCACCUGGCCUGCAUGUAGCUGAGAAGUUUUACUCGACCGUGUUCAACUGGGUAUUCCGCAAGGAUGGCCCCGGACGCACUGAAGACGUCGCCCUCUUUGCAUUCCCCGAAAAAGGACUCCAGGGUCUGGGUGGUAGCAUCUCCAAGAUCAAGCCCGGAGAACACACCACCGGCCCGAAAACCGUCAAGUUGUACCUCUAUGUAAACGACCUCGAGAAAACCAUGGAGAACAUCAUUGCAAACGGAGGGAAGAAGUGCAGUGAUGCUGUCCCUGAAGGUGACCACGGCCAAAUUAUGCAUUUUCAGGACACAGAGGGAAAUGGGGUAGGCAUCUAUGCGACCAAGAAGUAG
Molecule: messenger RNA, 483 nt
Organism: Microsporum canis CBS 113480
Lineage: Eukaryota; Fungi; Ascomycota; Eurotiomycetes; Onygenales; Arthrodermataceae
Exons: 3
Coding region: 1-483 (160 amino acids)
Source: RefSeq, a predicted model, not a curated record